GGAGCGUCCAUAGUUUUCGGAGGCGGUACUCCUACUUUGCCUUCCCUAUGUGAAAAUAAAUAGAAAAAUAGUAGAAAAACAAGAAUGGGCCACAUUUAGUGUCUGAAAAUGGCGAGUAAUGUUGAAAGCGGCAAGAGAAGACAACCGCCUCGUGACGCUGAACCGAUGACGCGAGCAAAAGACAGCGGGGCUGGUGCGCAGGUGUCCCGCACUAGGACCAACGACAACGACGACAUUCGGCUAGAGGUGUCACCAGGCCAAGAUAUCGCACUUGCCGACAAUGCGGCAACAGGACCCGGCCAGAAGAAAUCUAGAGCCGACGACAUGACGAUACGCGUACUUGAAAGCACCGACAUAUUGAGAUCAGGCGAAGGUGCGUGCGAGAGAAGACCGGUGGCAGCUUGCUCGACGUCCUCUCAAGGACGAGUGCCCGACGACCACGGGAAUGACCCUGUUUCCGAUAAUGCUGAUGAUAUCAGCGCAAAAUUAAUGCUGGCAGAGCUUCGGAACACAGCGGCUCAACUGAAGGACAAGGCAACACGUGUCGAUAGGGU
Amoebophrya sp. A25 is the source of this 554-nucleotide messenger RNA. The record is from the annotation of a GenBank genome assembly. NCBI's taxonomy places the organism in Eukaryota, Dinophyceae, Syndiniales, Amoebophryaceae.